Messenger RNA from Argiope bruennichi, 3881 nucleotides. RefSeq lists its product as uncharacterized. Gene Ontology annotation, cellular component: cell surface; extracellular region. Gene Ontology annotation, molecular function: signaling receptor binding; laminin binding. The transcript is spliced from 17 exons. Gene Ontology annotation, biological process: G protein-coupled acetylcholine receptor signaling pathway; receptor clustering; anatomical structure development. NCBI's taxonomy places the organism in Eukaryota, Metazoa, Arthropoda, Arachnida, Araneae, Araneidae. Bases 907 to 3765 code for a protein of 952 amino acids. The record is from RefSeq and is a predicted model, not a curated record.
CUGAGAGCGUGCGGGAAAGCUCCUCAGUUGCCCGAUAAUUGUACUAUCGACCAUGUGUUGCGGGAACUACCCUGUCAUCAACAUAGAGCGUGGCCAUCUAUGACUUCGAGUUACGUGUCACUUCUUUUUCGCUCAGGAAUUGAGUGUGCAAGGGAAUACCAAAAUUUUUAUGACUCACCUCGAACAGAAUGAAGUGGUCAGCCUUUAGGCAAUUUUACUUCAAAGAUUAUUCUUGCAUUUUUUUUGAAGUUGUUUCAGUUUUUUAAAGGAAUACCAGAUGUUUUAGGAGUUGGAGAGAAUGCGGUCACAGAUAGUGAGGAACAAAAUAUUUCAUAAAAUAGCAUUUUAUAGAAAGCGAGAAUCUGAGUUUUUGUAAACUUAUAAAAAACCAGUAUAGCAUCUAUUUUAUUGUCUCAAUACCGCUUGUUCAAAUUGUGUAUAGUAUAGUAUCGAUGUCGAUUUUAGUGGAUGAUAUUAUUUUGAAUAUAUUGUAACUGUAUAGUAUAUAGAUGAUAGCUGUGUACUUUAAUAGCUGAUCUCUAGUCAUUUGAUUGAUUUUCAAUAAGAGUGGCAUAUUUAUUAUCGAAGUUAAAGAAUCAUUACAUGUAAUUAAGUCCAGCAUUUAAUGAAAAUUACAUGCAUCAUCCGAAUCUAGUCAGACAAGAAUAAAAAAAAAUCGUAUAUAUAUAUUGUAUUAGAUAAAACUUGCUAGUCUAAACAAAAUUGUAUUGUAAACGGAGAAAAAAACUAGAGCGAAAUAUCUGCAUUUAAGUACUUAUAUAGAAUCCAAUUAUUUGAAACAAAUAUCGGAAGUCUACAUCGGUGCAUAGCUUUACUACUUAAGUUCUACUUAUAAAUGCAUGAAAUAUUGCACUUAACCUUAGAGUUUCAUUGUCAUAAGUAACGAUGUUGAAGCUAAGUUCUAUGCAUAGUUUAGUACUUGUCUUGUGGACUCUGCCCACCGUUUUGACCACAUGUGUGUUUCCCUCGGACGAUGCAAAGCCCAAAGGCUUAGAAGAGAGGGCUAUAGACUCGGAAGUGGUGUUGGCAGCUUACACCAGGACAGUUUACAAGCAAAGGAAUAGCUCUUCCAACAGCUAUAGCGCUGAAUUUCUCGUCUUCAACAUCAUCAAAGGUGAAGACCGCGUUGUGGAAAUCUACGAGAAACGCAAACCAUCGUCCUUAGAGACUGCUCUGAAUCGUCGUUUGGUGAACGUGUCCAAUUUCGGCGAUCCAAGCAAGUGUGAAUCGGAUGUGAAUCCUGGAGAAACUUACAUUCUGCUGCUUGAUGUCUUGGCUAACGGGGAACUUUCAGCUAGAUAUGAUGGCGCUUAUGGUCCGGCUGUUAUUUACACGAGGGACAAGGAAACUGCUCUGGAAGCAAUUGGUUCGAGUCCAUGGGGCGAAUGGAGUCCUUGUAGUGGAAGCUGUGGAGGUGGAAUACAGCAACGGAGACGGCAGUGCGAUGGAAGUGGAAAAUGUUCCAAUGAAGAAGGUCAGCAGAGGACGUGCAACAUGUUUCCUUGCUCUGGUAUUCUGAACAUUCUGGAAGUGGCAGGAAUUCAUCGGUCAGCCCUUCGUCCAUCUGGACGCCCUACGGCCUACAAGCUACUGCCCAGUGGAUCUUGGCGAUCCAAGAAAGAAGAAAUAGUGUUUCCGAGGACAUUUCCCUGGGAAUUCUCGCUUCUGGUGACAGUCAGGGUGAAAAAAUCUUCAUCUGGAGGAUUCCUCCUCCGCGUAUUGCACUCAGAAUCCUUGCAAGUCGGGCUAUAUAUUAGUGAUAUUCUGACUUUGGUUUUGUCAGAAAAAAACAACAUACGGGCAAGUUUCAUCAAAUCAUUAUUUGACGACCACUGGCAUCAACUGGCUUUUAGCGUUCGAAGGGAUACUGUCUCGUUUUACUUAAACUGUGAAUAUAGUGGUAAGCUGCCUUUAUCAAGUAAGAUCAGGCCGUUUGGUGGACAGCCGGCAACUGUAAUAGUUGGAAGCACAGGAGAGCACGAACUGGAUGCUUUCCAGGGUGACAUUGAACAAUUAACAAUAGCAGGUAGCCCAGAUGCUGCAGAGAAGCAAUGUAAUUCGACUACACAGCCAUUGAACAUUCGAGGUCACUCUUAUACACUGCGUCAAGAAGCUCGACCAAGGCCUCAUUCAACAUUUGGCACGCAGAAUGAUCAGUUGCCACUUCGAGGGGACAUCGUCGAUGACGAAGAUUUCAAUUUCGAUGAGACCGGAUCGGGAAGUAACUCGAAUAAUGAUGAUUAUGAAGAGGAGGAAAACGAUGAAAAUCCCAAAAAACUAGAUAAGAUUCCUUUGAAAUCUGAAAGUACUGAUGAUGAAGAAUUUAUUGAAGAAGACGAAGAAUUAAAAGAAUUGAAAUUGAAUUUCGAUAAGGAAAAGAACAUUGUCAAUAAAGAUGAUGAUUAUGUUGUCGACAAUUAUGAAAAGGAUGAUAUCGACAUAGAGGUUGAUGAAUACGUAGAAAACGAAGAAGUUAAAGAUUCGGAAAAAGACAAAUUUGAAAAGGAUCACCCUGAUGAAGAGCCUGAUAAAGACGAUGAUGCCCCCACAAUUGAAGGAUCUGGAACAGGAUCUCAAAUUGAACUCGCUUGGUCAGAAUGGUCACCUUGUAGUAGUACAUGCAACUGGGGUCGCCGCACAAGGACAUCUUAUUGUUUAGACAAUGGUUUGAAUUUGGAAAGUUGUGCAGAAGCGAGUUCUAAGCGUUCCGAAACUGAAGCCUGUUUUGUCAGAUUGUGUCCCACUACCUCGACGACUGUGACAACGACUACUACCACUGACUUGGUGGUCACAACGCCCAUACCUAUAUAUAAUACUUCAGUAAUUGCCAUCACGAAGAAAAAAGAAUGCCGUGUGGUUUGCCAGAAUGGUGGAACAUGCCAGCCUCCUUACAAGUGCAUCUGUCCUCACGGAACCUAUGGAAGUUUGUGCCAGUACGUGAAACAGGCGUGCAGAGUAAACUGUAGAAACGGCGGGACCUGUUAUCCACCGUCAACCUGUAUAUGCCAGAAGGGAUUCUUUGGAACAGAAUGCCAGUACGCUCUUUGCAAACCAGGCUGCAUGAAUGGAGGUGUUUGUGUUGCUCCGAAUAAAUGCCGAUGUAAAUCUGGAUACGUUGGAAACUCAUGCCAUAAAGCUGUUUGCCAGUAUGGCUGCAAGAAUGGAGGGGAAUGCGUGGCUCCGAACAAGUGUGUGUGCAGAUCUGGAUUUUCUGGAAAGGACUGCAGUCAACCCCAUUGCGAUCCUGCCUGCCAAAAUGGGGGAGAAUGUGUCAAACCUUAUUUCUGUCACUGUCCACCGGGUACAAGAGGAAACUUUUGUGAAAAAUUUCAUUGCAAACCCGAAUGUCAAAAUGGCGGAAUUUGUACUGGCAAAGGAAAAUGUUCUUGUUCAAGAGGUUAUUCUGGUUAUAGCUGCGAAAAAGCAUAUUGUCCAGGUGGCUGUUUAAAUGGAGGAAAAUGCGGAAAGACUGGAAAAUGUUUGUGCCCUGCAGGCUUCACAGGAUUGCACUGCGAAAUAAAGAAACCUUGCAAGUAUAUUGAGAUAAAAGAACCAUACAAGAGGGGUUUCAAACAAAAGGUAACAACGCAAGCCAAAGUUCCCUGUGGAGCCUGGGGUUGGAAAUCAUGUACGAAAACAAAGGUUCAUUACGAAAUGGUCUACAAAACAUUCUACAAAACGUCAUACGAGUGCGAAGGAACGCGCAAAGAGUAUCCGGAUUACCAAAAAAUGAAGACUGCAUAAAGGCCUCAUGUUUGUGAUCAUUGUAAAACUCUCACGUCUCAAAUUUAGCUGUUCAUCGCACAUUAUCUCUUGUUCUUUGUCCGUUAUCAUUUGAAUAAAUGCCUGUCUAUCACCAA